Molecule: messenger RNA, 951 nt
Organism: Acanthosepion pharaonis
Lineage: Eukaryota; Metazoa; Mollusca; Cephalopoda; Sepiida; Sepiidae
Source: the annotation of a GenBank genome assembly
AUGGCCCGUAGGAAAACAGUACAGUCCAGUUCAACGCUGCCAGCUGCACUUUACCCUCUCUCUCUCUCUCUCUCUCUCUCUCUCUAUCUAUCUAUCUCUAUCUCUCUAUCUUUCCCUUCUCUAUCUCCCCACUUUCUGUCUCUUCUCUUCCUCUCCCCCUCUCUUAUGCUGGUCUAUCAUUUUAUACCCAUCCUAAUAUUCCCCUCGCUUUUACUUCUGUUAUUUUUUUUGUUUGCGUUAUUUUACUUUUCAUUCUAUCUAUCUAUCUAUCUAUCUAUCUAUCUAUCUAUCUAUCUAUCUAUCUAUCUAUCUCGUCCUGGGCUUCCCACUUACAUCUCCAUUUGUUUAUUUUUUUCUUUUUGCUGUCCAUCUUUCCUUCUUCUCCCACUCUCUCUACUUUACUUCUCUUAUUUUCUUCUUUUUUUUUCUUUUCUUUUAAUUUUUCUUCUUAAUCUUUUUAUUCUCCGCCUUGUCUUUUGCUUAUCUCUUCUCCCAAUCCUUUUCUUCUCUCUUCUCUAUUUGACUUCCGCUCCUGUUCUUUUUUUAUUUCUCGGUUUCUUUUCUUAUUUCUUCCUUCUUGACCUAAUUUCUCUCUCCUCAUCAUUCAUAUUCACUUUGGUUUUUCUCACCUUUUUUCACAUUUUUCUCUUCCCCACUCCUCAGCAUUUCGUUCUAACUUUCUCUAUAUCUCUUUCAAUCCACAGCUUUCUUCUUCUUCUUCUUCUUCUUCUUCUUCUUCUUCUUCUUCUUCUUCUUCUUCUUCUUCUUCUUUUCUUUUCAUAUACGGAAAUGCCUAUUCAGCAAUCUGUACAAAUAACUUCACGUGAAAUUCGCCUCAUUCACAAGCAGAGGAAGAGGGGCCUCAUUCACCACCCUUCUGCACCAUUCAACAACCCUUUCCUCUUCCUCCUACACAUUCAAAAAUUCACCAAAAUUAUCGAGAUUCCAUGA